GAAAGCGAUGAGGAACAAGAAAUUAAUGAACAAUUAACAAUACUUUUAGAUCAGCAAGAAAAGGAUGCUUUUUUUUUAAAAUUAAGUACAUUUGUUUGUUGUAAAAAUAAAAUGUGCUUAACUAAAAUUGAUCAUGAAUUAGCGUUUCAAAUUUUUGAUAGUAUGCGAAAAUUAUCAAAAACAGAGUAUAAUAUGUUCUUUUUAGGGAUGCUUCAUGCAAUGGUUCGUUCUAACGAAACUUUACGUGGUAAAGAAAAACAAUAUUUAACCAUUAAAUAUACUUUUGAUAAUGAUGAAAUUUUGUGA
Racocetra persica is the source of this 306-nucleotide messenger RNA. Lineage: Eukaryota; Fungi; Glomeromycota; Glomeromycetes; Diversisporales; Gigasporaceae. The record is from the annotation of a GenBank genome assembly.